Messenger RNA from Amphibalanus amphitrite, 1272 nucleotides. RefSeq lists its product as uncharacterized. The coding region runs from base 229 to 1272 and encodes 347 amino acids. NCBI's taxonomy places the organism in Eukaryota, Metazoa, Arthropoda, Thecostraca, Balanomorpha, Balanidae. The transcript has 3 exons. The record is from RefSeq and is a predicted model, not a curated record.
AUAUAUUUUCCAAUGUUUCUCUGGGUUUUAGGAGUAUUAGUGCAAAUUUUCUCAAAUAGCAAUGAGAAUUACCUACAGUGCAAAGUCAGUGCCUGCAAAGGAGUGAAAAGUUAUCUGCAACUUAACCUAGAAGAAAGAUGAAAAGAUAGACCAGAAAAUAAGUAAAUAACAACUUGCUUUAGGCACAUUUUAAGGACCCACCAAACCAUUUUCCAGGAUAAGCCAUCCAUGAUGAAAAGACGAGGACCACCUGUGCAAAAGUCCAUGAUGGACUUUUUCUCAAAGAAAAGUAAAAACAGAAACAGCCUGGAUCCACAGCCAUCUGUCCCAGCCUGUGAUCCUCCGAGCACCCCUUCUCCUACUCCUGGACCAGAGAUGCCCACAGCAACAGCAGGAGCCUAUGCAGAGGAGGAUCGCCCCUUGGCCCUGGAGUCUCCUGUGACGGGUCCUGGCCCUGGAACCUCAUCCUUCACGCCAUCUGAAAAUCAGUCAGCAGGCUCUCCAGACCAGAGUGGUGGCGAUUCAGAGGACAUUGUUGGAAUCCCAGAUGAUAGGCCUGUUCUGCCUCCGAAUGACUUCGGUUUUUUUAUCGCAAAGAAAACCAGCGAUGAAGAAAAGCUAGAAGGACUGACCAAACGAUGGUGUCCCUCCGAGAAAAGUCAGUUCCCUGUUUCGUAUCACACAAAGAAUGGGGUGUCCCGGCCGAGGUAUCUUCUCCGGCAUCACUUGGAUACAUACAAGUGGCUGGCUGUAUCCAGAAAGGGGAACUUAUCUGGUGCAUGGUGUAGUGUUUGUGUGCUUUUUGGCGAAACUCUUGAUGAAGGCGAAGGUGCACGUGGAGGUAAAGGCAGGUCGAAAGGCAAGCUGGUGAGCCGCCCCCUUGUCGACUUUUCUGACUUGACCGGCAAGAAUGGUGCUCUGGAUUCGCAUGCCCAGUCAGCAUCCCACCAGGCCAAUGCUGCAAAGGCUGCCAGCUUUACGAUCGCAAUGAAGGAUCCAAAGAAAAGCAUCGAUGCAGUGAUGGACACAGCGAGCGAGCGCGAGGUCAGGCGUAACAGGGCAGUACUGACGUCAAUCAUCGAAACGCUCAAGUUUGCUGUGACGCAAAACAUAUCACUGCGAGGCCACCGUGACGAUGGGCGAAUUGAUGGGAGUGGUACUCAGCCAGCCGAAAACGAUGGAAACUUUAAAGGGCUGCUCCGAUUUAGGCUUCAGAGUGGCGACGAAGUACUGAAAAGGCACCUGCAAGAUGGUUCUGGUAACGCGCUUUAA